Diabrotica virgifera virgifera (western corn rootworm) is the source of this 387-nucleotide messenger RNA. RefSeq names its product histone H2A-like. Gene Ontology annotation, molecular function: structural constituent of chromatin; DNA binding; protein heterodimerization activity. Lineage: Eukaryota; Metazoa; Arthropoda; Insecta; Coleoptera; Chrysomelidae. The record is from RefSeq and is a predicted model, not a curated record. Gene Ontology annotation, cellular component: nucleosome.
AUGUCUGGACGUGGUAAAGAAGUUAAGGGAAAAGCAAAGUCCCGAUCAAAUCGUGCUGGUUUACAAUUUCCUGUAGGUCGUAUUCAUCGUUUAUUGAGAAAAGGAAAUUAUGCCGAAAGAGUUGGUGCUGGAGCUCCUGUAUACUUGGCAGCUGUUAUGGAAUAUUUAGCUGCUGAAGUUUUGGAAUUGGCAGGAAAUGCAGCUAGAGAUAACAAGAACACCCGUAUAAUUCCUAGACAUUUACAAUUGGCCAUAAGAAAUGACGAGGAAUUGAACAAAUUACUGUCAGGAGUUACCAUCGCCCAAGGUGGAGUAUUGCCUAAUAUACAAGCAGUACUUUUGCCUAAGAAGACCGAAAAGAAAGCUUAAGAUAUUACUUCUUUUUAU